This is a messenger RNA of Penicillium maclennaniae, 630 nucleotides long. RefSeq lists its product as uncharacterized. The record is from RefSeq and is a predicted model, not a curated record. The coding region runs from base 1 to 630 and encodes 209 amino acids. The transcript has 2 exons. NCBI's taxonomy places the organism in Eukaryota, Fungi, Ascomycota, Eurotiomycetes, Eurotiales, Aspergillaceae.
AUGCGCACAUGGAACUUGAUAUGCCUUUGCCAAUUGCAGUACAUCUUGCAGAUGGAGAGGCCGAUCGCGGCUUUUCAUCCAGUUGGAACGGGCUUAUUGUUGACUAGAUUCUCGGUCGGCGCUGGACGUCCACCUGUGAUCGCAAAGCAGUACUUGGAUCAAUGUGCCAAAAUACUCGAGUUUCCAUCAUACAACUUUCGGGAUGAGUUGGUGCUUGCAGGAGUGGAGCUUUAUCACACACUUUGGGAUCUCACAAGCUCCAAUGUAAUUCAGAAAAAAAGUGCAACAUGGCCCGAAAUUGACAAGCUGCGCAAAACUCAUGAUCACAUUUACAAGCUUGAUUCAUCUGAGCCAUUGCGUUUCGCAUACUCAUGCACCUAUCUCAUCCUUGCGCGUCGAACAUUACAACAUCUAAAUUACACCCUGACUUCCGCAUCAAAGGUCCUAGACAAGAUAACCCAGAAACUUCCCUUCAUUGAAGAAGCCAUUUUUCAGUCUCAUCAACUUUUGAUAUUUUUCCUGUCAAUGUCCGACCUCACCACUUACAUCCACCCCGCUUAUAACAAACCCACCUGUGCUCUUUCGCCAUGGUCACUUUGGCUGAGUUUGUGUCUCGUAUCCCUGACGUGA